UACGGGGCGUGAGAAGCCGGCAAACAUGGCGGCGCCCUGUUCCCUUGCUUUGCCUGUGGCUACCCUGACUGCCUUGGCGCUCUUGUCUCUCGGCAGCUCCGCGGCUAGUCACAUCGAGGACCAAGCAGAACAAUUCUUUAGAAGUAGACAUACAAACAACUGGGCUGUCUUGGUGUGCACAUCCCGAUUCUGGUUUAAUUACCGACAUGUUGCAAAUACUCUUUCUGUUUACAGAAGUGUCAAGAGGCUAGGCAUUCCUGACAGUCACAUUGUCCUAAUGCUUGCUGAUGAUAUGGCGUGCAAUGCUCGAAACCCCAAGCCAGCCACUGUCUUCAGCCACAAGAACAUGGAGCUCAAUGUGUAUGGAGAUGACGUGGAAGUGGACUACAGAAGCUAUGAGGUAACUGUGGAGAAUUUUUUACGAGCAUUAACCGGGAGGGUUCCACCCAGCACCCCUCGGUCAAAGCGUCUGCUUUCCGACGACAGAAGCAAUAUCCUCAUUUAUAUGACAGGUCAUGGGGGAAAUGGCUUCCUGAAAUUCCAAGAUUCUGAAGAAAUCACCAACAUCGAGCUUGCAGAUGCUUUUGAACAGAUGUGGCAGAAAAGACGCUACAAUGAGCUGUUGUUUAUUAUUGACACCUGCCAAGGCGCAUCCAUGUAUGAGCGCUUUUAUUCUCCUAACAUCAUGGCCUUGGCUAGUAGCCAAGUGGGGGAGGAUUCGCUUUCGCAUCAACCAGACCCUGCGAUUGGAGUCCAUCUCAUGGACAGGUAUACAUUUUAUGUCUUGGAAUUUUUGGAAGAGAUUAAUCCAGCUAGCCAAACUAACAUGAAUGACCUUUUUCAAGUGUGUCCCAAAAGUCUUUGUGUGUCUACCCCUGGACAUCGCACUGACCUUUUUCAGCGAGAUCCUAAAAAUGUUCUGAUAACUGAUUUCUUUGGAAGUGUGCGGAAAGUGGAAAUCACAACAGAGACUAUCAGUUUGCAACAGGAUUCACAACUCUUGGAGAGCAGUGAUAAGGAAGACGGGACAGCUGAGGAGCUCACGGAACCUCUCAAGUACGCCGAGCAGCUCCCGGUGGCUCAGAUAAUACACCAGAAGCCGAAGCUGAAGGAUUGGCACCCUCCUGGCGGCUUCAUCCUGGGACUGUGGGCACUCAUCAUCAUGGUCUUCUUUAAGACCUAUGGAAUCAAGCACAUGAAGUUCAUCUUCUAGACUCAAGGACAGGUGGAGAAGAGUGAAUGGAAGCUUGCAGCCUUGGAUAAAACUUAGGCUUUAUAUAUUUUUAAACAUGUCGCUUUUGUGUAAAUUUGGGAAGAAAAUUAGGAAAAUUGAAUUUUAAUGAACUUUGGUUUUAUAACUUAAUGUACUUGUUUAUUGGCCAGGAAAUGUGUCUUUCAUUGUGUUUGUGCAUGUGUGUGUUGUAUAAAUGGGGGACAAUGACAUUGGAAUAUUUAUCCUGCUUUCAUUGUAAAAGUAUGAAUUGUGAAGGUGUUAAUUCCCACUAAAGAGGCAACUUAGCUAAUA
Molecule: messenger RNA, 1525 nt
Organism: Psammomys obesus (fat sand rat)
Lineage: Eukaryota; Metazoa; Chordata; Mammalia; Rodentia; Muridae
Gene: Pigk
Product: phosphatidylinositol glycan anchor biosynthesis class K
Exons: 11
Coding region: 26-1213 (395 amino acids)
Biological process (GO): proteolysis; protein localization to cell surface; attachment of GPI anchor to protein
Cellular component (GO): GPI-anchor transamidase complex
Molecular function (GO): GPI-anchor transamidase activity
Source: RefSeq, a predicted model, not a curated record